AUGGAUCUGGUGGGGCUGGGCUGUGCCUGUGCCGGGCUGGUGGCCCUGGCCCUGCUGCUGGUGGCCCAGCGCCUCGGGCUCCUCUAUCGCCUGUUCCACAAGGUGGACACGGCGAGUCCCCGGCACGGCGGGGAGCUGGUGGCCGAGGUGCUGCGCGCCCACGGCGUUCCGGUCCUGUUCACGCUGCCCGGGGGCCACAUCUCGCCCGUGCUGGUGGCCUGCGAGAAGAUCGGCAUCCGCGUGGUGGACACGCGGCACGAGGCCACCGCCGUCUUCGCCGCCGACGCCGUGUCGCGGCUCUCGGGCCGCAUCGGCGUCGCCGCCGUCACCGCGGGCCCCGGUGUCACCAACGCGGUGACAGCCGUCAAGAACGCCCAGAUGGCCGAGUCCCCCUGCUGCCUGCUGGGCGGUGCUGCUGCCUCCCUGCAAAAGGGCCGGGGCGCUCUCCAGGACAUCCCUCAGCUCCCUCUGUUCCGGACCCUGUGUAAAUCGGUGCUGUCGGUUGCGCGCGUGCGCGACAUCGUCCCCACGCUGCGCCGCGCCAUCGCCACCGCGACGGGCGGCACGCCCGGCCCCGUGUUCGUGGAGCUGCCCAUCGAUGUCCUGUACCCUUUCCACGUGGUGCAGAAGGAGCUCGGGGCCCAAACCCCCCGGGGGCUGCGGGGGAAGCUCGUCCAGUGGUACCUGGACAAUUAUUUAUGGGAUUUGUUCACCGGCACCUGGGAGCUCCAGGACCUGACCCCGCUGCCCCUGAGCGUCCCCAAAGCCACCCCGGAACAGGUCCAGCUCUGCUCAGAGCUGUUAAGCCGGGCUCAGCGGCCGCUGGUGCUCGUGGGGAGCCAGGCCCUGCUGCCCCCAACGCCGGCGGAGGAGCUGCGCUCGGCCCUGCUGUCCCUGGGUGUCCCCUGCUACCUGGGCGGCGCCGCCCGCGGGCUGCUGCCACCCGAGUGUCCCCUGCUGCUGCGGCACGGCCGGCGCGAGGCGCUGCGCCAGGCCGACCUCGUGCUGCUGGCAGGCACCGUCUGCGAUUUCCGCCUGUCCUACGGGCGCCUCUUCGGCCGCGGCGCCGCCGUGGUGGCCGUGAACCGCGACCGGGCGCAGCUGCUGCGCAACGCCGACGUCUUCUGGAAACCGCGGCUGGCCGUGCAGGGUGACCCUGCCUCCUUUGUCCUGGAUCUUGCCCGGGCCCUGCAGGGAUUCGCCGCCCCCAAGGAGUGGCUGGAGCGGCUCCGGGAGAGCGACAGCGACAGGGACAGACAGAUCCGGGCCAAGGCCUUGGUGCCCCCCCCGUGCCACCUGAACCCGCUGCUGCUGCUGCAGGCCCUGGAGCAGCUCCUGCCCCCCCAGAGCCUCUUGGUGGCCGACGGCGGCGACUUCGUGGGCACGGCCGCGUACGUCCUGCGGCCACGGCGGCCACUGGCCUGGCUGGACCCGGGUCCCUUUGGCACGCUGGGCGUGGGCGGAGGAUUCGCGCUCGGGGCCAAACUCUGCCGGCCCGAGGCUGAGGUGUGGGUCCUGUACGGGGACGGCUCGCUGGGCUUCAGCCUGAUGGAGUUCGACACCUUCGUGCGCCACAAGGUCCCGGUGAUCGCGCUGGUUGGGAACGACGCCGGCUGGACCCAGAUCAGCCGCGAGCAGCUCCCCCUGCUGGGCAGCGCCGUGGGCUGCAGGCUGAGCUACAGCGAUUACCACGCGGUGGCGGCGGCGCUGGGAGGCCGAGGCUUCGUCCUGGACAGCGCUGGGGACACCGGAGGGGACACCGGGGACGUUGGGGACAUCGAGGACAGGGUGCUGGCCGUGCUGAGGGCGGCGCAGGCCGAGUGUCACCAAGGCCACCCCGUCCUCGUCAACGCCCUGCUGGGACCCAGCGACUUCCGGGAGGGAUCCGUGUCUGUCUGAGUGUCCCCAGGUGUCCCCAGGUGCCACCAAGGGUCACCAGAGUGUCACUGAGUGUCCCCAGG
Catharus ustulatus (Swainson's thrush) is the source of this 1961-nucleotide messenger RNA. RefSeq names its product ilvB acetolactate synthase like (gene ILVBL). Lineage: Eukaryota; Metazoa; Chordata; Aves; Passeriformes; Turdidae. The record is from RefSeq and is a predicted model, not a curated record. Gene Ontology annotation, molecular function: acetolactate synthase activity; magnesium ion binding; thiamine pyrophosphate binding. Gene Ontology annotation, cellular component: acetolactate synthase complex. Gene Ontology annotation, biological process: L-valine biosynthetic process.